GAAGAAAGUCAUCUCGACGCUGCUGAUGUCUCCCUCAUAGGUGAAGGUUCCGACCUUGUCAGCAGCAUUGAUUACGGUUACCAGUCGAAAGCACUCAGACUUUAUGUGCUGCAUGAACUCGCUUUUGCGUUCGUGCAUAGCCAUCCAGAGGGUACAAAACCAACAAUUUAUGAUUUGUUCCCACCCGGUGAGAGCUUUGCUACCUAUCCGGAGCGGUCUGUGGACGAACUCACUGUUUAUGUGGAUGAAGAAUCUCCUCUACGCUUUCUUCCACCUAUGCCACCUUUUACUGACAUCCCAAGAGGAUGGUUCAUGCUUCACGAUUUCUUCGUAGCAAUGCCUCUGUCAGUAUUUGUUUCAAUAGCCUACGUGAAUCGGAAUGUCGAUCAGAAAGAGAAAAGAAAAUCAUUUCAGAGGAAACUGCUCCUAAGCUACCUAUGCGACCCUAUCAAGCGGCACAUACCGAUCGGUUGCCUUCCACAUGACCUUCGCUUGGCAAUUUUGAAAGACAAAAAGGUUGCCCGGCAGAUCGAACACAUUCUGCUUACUCUGGCAGCAAUGGGACUGGUGGCCGUUGCAGCUAAUCCUGAUCCAAAAUGCUUUCCGUUCGCACGUGCGACGGUGUUCUAUGUUAGUAAGAGGUAA
Molecule: messenger RNA, 645 nt
Organism: Cylicostephanus goldi
Lineage: Eukaryota; Metazoa; Nematoda; Chromadorea; Rhabditida; Strongylidae
Source: the annotation of a GenBank genome assembly